UUGAUAACCAUAAAUCAAAAUCAUGUAAACGAUAUAUCCAGUAUCAAAUAUUAUAGUAAGUUCAAACUUACUAUGUACCAGGCCGUGGCUGAUACUGUGAAUUAUCUUAAAUUGGAGUAAAUAUCUGAUAACGGAAGCUGGAGUUACUGUCGGAGGAUGAGACAUGGUCAUCCAGGUGUCUGGUACCUUGCAUGUACAUCUGCAAUCGGAGCUGGUGGGGCUGACACCGACAACCCCUUCCUAGCGUCACUCUUAUUGGUUGGUGGGACCCGUGACGUCAGUCCGGUACCGGAUUAUGUAUAGGUUCGAGCACGCGGAGCGCCAGUCUCUCGCAGCCUUCCACGCUGGAUUCACAGGUUGCCGGCUGCCCCUAAAUUCUUUUUGAAAAAUCUUUGGAACUGUUGUUGUAUUAUCAAGCUCACCUUAUAAAAUCAUUUAUCCAGCCUUGAAGAUUCUUCUUAAGCCCCGGGCACUUACGAAUUCCUGAAGCGAUCGACGUCGCGACGCUUUAUUAGAAUGAUUUCCAGCCCGCUGAUACUUUUGACAGCUUUGAUAGGCCCUUUAUCAGCAGAAAUAUCCUCGGCCAAUGAUGCGCUGGCGCUUAAGCGCGCGCCAAUGGGCUUUCAGGGAAUGCGCGGCAAAAAGGAUUUGAUCGAUCAGGAUUUUUCAAAGAGAGCACCAAUGGGCUUCCAGGGGAUGAGGGGUAAGAAGAAUUUUUUGGAUAACGAAAUCGAGGACUCGUAUUUCCAGCGAGAGACUGAUAAGCGCGCGCCAAUGGGAUUCCAAGGAAUGCGAGGAAAAAAGGGACUGUACGACGAGGAUUAUUAUAAACGCGCCCCAAUGGGAUUUCAAGGGAUGCGGGGAAAAAAAUCUUUGGAUGAGGUACUUUGGCAGAACGAUUAUGAUAAGAGAGCUCCCAUGGGUUUUCAAGGGAUGAGGGGCAAAAAAAGUGAUGACGAAAGCAUAAGCAACUUUUUGGAACUUCCGGAAGAGGAUUUUGAGAAAAGGGCGAUGACCAUGGGCUUUCAGGGAAUGCGUGGGAAAAAAAACAAUUUCGAGCCGGAUUGGGAAAAAAGGGCGCAAAUGGGAUUUCAAGGGAUGCGCGGGAAGAAGAGUCUCCAGGACGAAAUCGAAGAUUUGGAAAAACGUGCUAUAAUGGGAUUUCAGGGCAUGAGGGGUAAGAAGGACGUACGAAAUGGACUCGAAGCGUUUCUGGACGAUUUUGAAAAACGUACCAGAACUAUGGGAUUUCAAGGAAUGCGUGGUAAAAAGGAUUAUUACGAGCAGAGCAAGAGAGCGCCAAUGGGAUUUCAGGGAAUGAGAGGCAAAAAGGCCCUGGAGGAAAUUUACGAGACAAGUAACGAUUUUGAAAAAAGGGCCCCGAUGGGUUUUCAAGGUAUGAGAGGUAAAGAAAAUGAGAUACCGAUACAGUUUGACAAACGGUCCCACUAUGGAUAUUACGACAUGCGUGGCAAGAAGAAUCCACGAUGGGAAAUUCUUGGUAAAUUUGUUGGCGUCAGAGGCAAAAAAUCCGAUCCGGCAUUCCUACAGGAUCAUCUCUUUGAAAAUAUCGACAGGAUCGGCCAGAAAGGAGACUCGAUUACGACAAUAGAUAUGCAGUAGUGAGAACGGGGUUUAGAAAUGAAUCUUUUCUUUAUCUUAUGCAAUUACUCUAGUCAAAAUGUAAGAAAGAGCAAGAGAAUCUUGAAGGAUGAAAGUCAUGGAAAAUGAAAUAGAGAAAAAAUAUAUGAGCAUAGAUCUUCAAAAAAAAAAAAAUCAAGAAAAAUUAUAUAUAUACAUAUACAAA
Molecule: messenger RNA, 1807 nt
Organism: Cephus cinctus (wheat stem sawfly)
Lineage: Eukaryota; Metazoa; Arthropoda; Insecta; Hymenoptera; Cephidae
Gene: Tk
Product: tachykinins
Exons: 9
Coding region: 517-1623 (368 amino acids)
Source: RefSeq, a predicted model, not a curated record